AUAUUACAGUCUAGGGCUUGCUGCUGAAAAGCCCGCUGGAUCCUCCACUGACCUGCUGUUCUUUCCUGCUUUCCUCUCGUGUUUUUUCCACAUUUAGAUUAAAAACAAAGCUCUCUCUCUCUUUCUCUCUCUCUCACUCCCAUCUCCCCUCCCUCCCUUCUUCUUCUUCUUCUUCUUCUUUUUCUCCUCCUUCCUAUCCUUCUUCUUUUCUGCGGCUGCAGUCAAGGCAGAGACUUCAGCGUGUCAAAGAGAGGGUGAGGAGGAAAAAACGCAGAGAGAGGAAGACUGUUUGGACGGAGCUGAGAGUGUGUUUACAUUCGUAUGUUUUGCUUUUGGACGGUGGUCGGGUGAAGGGGCACGAGGAGGAGGAGGAGGAGGAGGAGGAGGAGGAGGCGGAGGAAGACAAGGAGGAGAGCCUGCCCGGAUGAAAUUCUCUGUCAUGUGUGGACCUUGACUGAUCACAGGGUGAGCAGAGGGAGACAGAGAGAGAGCGAGACACCACAGGAAAGACAAGAAAGUCGAUAGAGAAAGAAAGAGAGGAGGAAAAACUGAGACUGUGAAGAAGAAGGGAGAGGAGAAGAAGGGGGCAAAGUCUGGUGCUCCUUUUUUUAUCAUGACGUUGUUCGAUAAACAAGGCAACAGAUUGAAAACUCAGAAGUUGUGUGUCAAUAGGAAUUCUCCCUCAGAAGAAAGUGAAGGAGGAGAAAGACUGUGAGGAGUAAACACUGCUGUGUUCAACCCAGCUAAGGAGCAGAGGCAGGACUUUGAGUGUGUGUGUGAGUGGGUGUGUAACCAGUGGAGGGCAGAGGAGUGGAGGGCCAGGGGACUAACCUGGCCAUCAAACGGACUGGCAGCCUCUCCUCUCCUGGGAUCAUGUACCCUCAGGGACGGCAUCCGGUACCCUUGCAGCCCGGCCAGUCUUUUAAGUUCACAGUCCUGGAAACCCUGGACCGAAUCAAGGAGGAAUUCCAGUUCCUCCAGGCGCAAUAUCACAGCCUGAAACUGGAGUGUGAGAAGCUGGCGAGUGAGAAGACUGAGAUGCAGAGGCACUACAUCAUGUACUAUGAGAUGUCCUACGGUCUCAACAUUGAGAUGCACAAACAGGCGGAGAUUGUCAAGCGUCUCAGUGCCAUCUGCGCUCAGAUCAUCCCUUUCCUCUCUCAAGAGCACCAGCAACAAGUGGUCCAAGCAGUGGAGAGGGCUAAGCAAGUCACAAUGGCUGAACUGAACGCCAUUAUCGGGCAGCAGCAGCUCCAGCACCUGUCUCACCAUGCCCCUGGCAUCCCCCUCACGCCGCACCCAUCAGGCCUGUCUCUGGGUGCGGGCGGCUCAGGGCUCCUUGCCCUGACCGGAGCCCUGGGGGUCUCGGCUCACCUUGCCUCCAAAGAUGAGAGAAACCACCUUGACCCUGAACAUCUCAGAGAGGGAGCACCCAGCAGGAGUAAGUCAGUGUCAUCAACAGACAGUCAGCCUAACGAGGAGCGCCAGGGUCCUUCAGGAGGGUACUCCUCCUCACAGGGAGGCGCAGAGGCAAAGAGGAGGCGCUGUGACGACAAAGAUUCUCUUCCUCCACACUCCUAUGACAGUGAUGGAGACAAGAGUGAAGACAACCUCGUAGUGGAUGUCUCCAAUGAAGAGCCUAACUCUCCUGCGGGCAGCCCUCCUCACUCCCCUCAAGGGAACGGCUUGGACCGGGCUCCUACCCUGAGGAAAGAGCUCCCAGGCUCCUCAAACACAGGAGAGGCCCCCUCCACCCCAAACCCCCGCAGCCCCACCCCAGGGAAGGCCAAGGAUUCCACACAAAUGGAUAAGUCCCAGUCUCCCUUGUCUAAGUCUGGCACCCCCUCCCCAUCCCACCGUGACGCCCUCACCCCAGGAGCACCAGGAGCCCCUGGACCCAGCACCUCCUGCCUACGUCUGGUCAGCAAAGCAGCAUCGAGUGCAGACCCUCUUGCUCUCCGCAGUCCCAUGUCUGUGCCCCCCGGUUCAUACCCAGCUCACUUUGGAGUGGUGUCCCACGCAGGACUGAAUGGGGAGCUAGCCAGCCCAGGAGGCUUUGGAGGCGCAUUGACACUCUCCCCUCAGAUGAGCGCAGCAGCAAACGCAUACUCCCGAAGCCCCAUGGUGGUGUAUGACUCUCGGUCUCACCUGAGAGCUCCAGGACUUUCCUCCUCUCUGCCUGGUUCCUCUGGUGGCAAGCCUGCCUACUCGUUCCAUGUGAGCGCAGAUGGACAGAUGCAGCCGGUGCCCUUUCCUCCUGACGCCCUGCUGGGCCCAGGAAUCCCUCGCCACGCCCGUCAGAUCCACAGUCUAAACCACGGAGAGGUGGUGUGCGCCGUCACCAUCAGCACCUCGACGCGUCAUGUCUACACCGGAGGUAAAGGCUGCGUCAAGGUGUGGGACAUUAGCCAGCCGGGAACCAAGAGCCCCAUGGCCCAGCUGGACUGUCUGAACAGGGAUAACUACAUCCGCUCCUGUAAAAUCCUCCCAGACGGACGGACCUUGAUUGUCGGUGGGGAGGCCAGCACCCUGUCAAUCUGGGAUUUGGCCACGCCCACUCCUCGCAUCAAGGCGGAGCUGACGUCAUCUGCACCCGCCUGCUACGCUCUAGCUAUCUCCCCCGACAACAAGGUGUGCUUCUCCUGCUGCAGUGACGGCAACAUCGUGGUCUGGGACCUUCACAACCAGACUCUGGUCAGGCAGUUCCAGGGCCACACAGACGGAGCGAGCUGCAUCGACAUCUCUAAUGACGGCACCAAACUGUGGACGGGAGGGCUGGACAACACGGUGCGCUGCUGGGACCUCCGAGAGGGACGCCAGCUUCAGCAGCACGACUUCACCUCACAGAUCUUCUCUCUGGGUUACUGUCCGACAGGAGAGUGGUUGGCUGUGGGAAUGGAGAGCAGUAACGUGGAAGUGCUUCACGUCUCCAAACCAGACAAGUACCAGCUGCACCUCCAUGAGAGCUGUGUUCUGUCUCUCAAGUUUGCCUACUGCGGCAAGUGGUUCGUGAGUACAGGAAAAGACAAUCUUUUGAAUGCAUGGAGGACACCAUACGGAGCCAGUAUUUUCCAGUCCAAGGAGUCCUCGUCUGUGCUGAGCUGCGACGUCUCCCCGGACGACAAGUACAUAGUGACGGGCUCCGGGGACAAGAAGGCCACGGUGUAUGAGGUGGUGUACUGAGGGGCAGAGACAAGAUGGCAGGGGACAGGAUGGAGUGUUUAGGGUGUUUUUUUUUUUUUUUUACAUUAAUGAAAAAGGAGGAGGGGAAAGAGAAGGGGCAAGCAGUUAACCAGUUGCCCUGCAAACCAAUCCUGAUCCUCAUUUACAUCAGCAACAGCAGCAUCCCCGUCUCUGUCCUCAUAAUCCCAAACCUUACACAUCAGCCCUUCUCCAUCUUUAUUUUUGCUGUGCUAUAAGCUACUAUUGAAGCUUAUAAAUGCCCCCCUCCCCCUCUUUGUCUAUUUAGCUCAAGGAUGAAGCAUGAUAGCAAAGAGAGAGGAAGUAGCACGAUAAGAAGGACAAAGGGAAAGGGCGGUGGAGCAUAAAGAUAAAGUCAGAAAGCAAAAGAGGAGGAGGGGAGAAAGCGAGAAGGAAGAGAAAUGACAGGGAGGAAGAGGAGGGGGAGGCCGGGUAAUUAGGGCUGUUUCCUGAUUAAGAGCUCAGUGGAAGGAAGGCCCCCAGAGGAGGCGCGGAGCAGCACUGCGGGAGCGCCAGCCAGGAGCACUGAUACCACACAAUCGAUUCAUUAGCCAGACAGUGGAAGCCUUAAUGAGGCUGACGCCGCAGCUCGCUCUCCCCACAGAGAGGUGUCAGGAGCUGGGGAACGAUGACGCUUCAGAUAUCCCCACACACCAACAUGAAAUAUAGACCUGCUCACGCAUACACAGGAGGCGCACGUCAUUGGACUAAAGUACACACAAACACACUUGGAUCCAGCCCCUUGAGGUAAACGUUGGAACAGAAACACACACACACACACACACACAACACAGAGCACCCA
This is a messenger RNA of Labrus mixtus (cuckoo wrasse), 4003 nucleotides long. RefSeq names its product TLE family member 2, transcriptional corepressor b (gene tle2b). Lineage: Eukaryota; Metazoa; Chordata; Actinopteri; Labriformes; Labridae. Gene Ontology annotation, biological process: regulation of DNA-templated transcription; negative regulation of canonical Wnt signaling pathway. Gene Ontology annotation, cellular component: transcription regulator complex; nucleus. The record is from RefSeq and is a predicted model, not a curated record. Bases 874 to 3183 code for a protein of 769 amino acids. The transcript has 20 exons. Gene Ontology annotation, molecular function: transcription corepressor activity; protein binding.